Molecule: messenger RNA, 465 nt
Organism: Clonostachys byssicola
Lineage: Eukaryota; Fungi; Ascomycota; Sordariomycetes; Hypocreales; Bionectriaceae
Source: the annotation of a GenBank genome assembly
AUGUCCAUAUUACAUCUCGUCCCAGUGGUCACCUCCACCACUACCUUGGUGCUCGCCAAUGACCAACGCCUCUUCCUCCGAAUCUUCCUGCGGAAAGAAGUCGAGCCCAACGCCAAACACGUCCUGACCCCGUACUGGAAGAUCAUGAUCGACACAGUUGUGCCCUUCGUCGUCGCCCCGCUCCUCGGCACGAUCGGCUCCAUCGGGGCUAUUCUCUACACCACGCCUGAGGAGGUCCUGCGCACCAACGGCGCCUACUCAUGGUAUGUGGCCGGCAUGGCCUUUGCGGCGGGCCAUUUCCUCUUUGUGCCGUCCAUCCUGCCCAAGAUCAGGGGACUGCAGAACGGCGAGCCGACAUCCACCCUCCGAGAGUGGAUGCACAUCCACAUGAUCCGGUCUCUCACGGUUGAUCUUUUCGCCUUGGUGGCUUGUAUGGUAGCGACUACUAGAACUUUGUCUACUUGA